Messenger RNA from Diaporthe citri, 444 nucleotides. RefSeq lists its product as uncharacterized. The record is from RefSeq and is a predicted model, not a curated record. Bases 1 to 444 code for a protein of 147 amino acids. Lineage: Eukaryota; Fungi; Ascomycota; Sordariomycetes; Diaporthales; Diaporthaceae. The transcript has a single exon.
AUGAACCUGCCAUAUGCCGUCUUUGCAAUCUUGGUCUUCGGCGUACCGAUAUACGAGCGUUAUGAACGCACACACUAUCCCCAUGACCGGAUCCCAACGAAACUGAAGUGGACGGCCCAGCUGGCACUGGGAAGUACGACUGCGGCCAACAGCUUAUGUCGGGUCGUCGGAGUGGUGCGCGAGCGACGCAGUGGAGGAGGCCCAAAUCCAAAUGGGAAAGCAGUAUCGGCCGGUGCCAACCAUCACUGCUUGGUGCUGGGUGUGACCGUGGGGGGAAUGGCGACGGCUUACAUGCAGGGCUCAUGGAAUGAGAGUGACUGGGCGUAUGUUCAAGACAAGUCUGAGAAGCUUCAGCUGUGGACCUCGGGCGCGGAGCCGGCGGGCGCGAGUAUCGGACAGGAGAGAGAAGAGAGCGGCGAGAAAAGUGCACAGGAUGAGAUCUGA